GUCUCUCUGGUGAGUGGGACUGCGGUCUGUGCAGGCGCCUCUCUCGUGAGUGGGACUGCGGUCUGUGCAGGCGCCUCUCUCGUGAGUGGGACUGCACUCUCUGCAGGCGUCUCUCUGGUGAGUGGGACUGCAGUCUGUGCAGGCGUCUCUCUGGUGAGUGGGACUGCGGUCUGUGCAGGCUCCUCUCUGGUGAGUGGGACUGCAGUCUGUGCAGGCGUCUCUCUGGUGAGUGGGACUGCGGUCUGUGCAGGCGUCUCUCUGGUGAGUGGGACUGCGGUCUGUGCAGGCUCCUCUCUGGUGAGUGGGACUGCAGUCUGUGCAGUCGUCUCUCUGGUGAGUGGGACUGCGGUCUGUGCAGGCAUCUCUCUGGUGAGUGGGACUGCAGUCUGUGCAGGCGUCUCUCUGGUGAGUGGGACUGCAGUCUGUGCAGGUUCCCUUCUGGUGAGUGGGACUGCAGUCUGUGCAGGCUCCUCUCUGGUGAGUGGGACUGCGGUCUGUGCAGGCGUCUCUCUGGUGAGUGGGACUGCGUUCUGUGCAGGCUCCUCUCUGGUGAGUGGGACUGCGGUCUGUGCAGGCGUCUCUCUGGUGAGUGGGACUGCAGUCUGUGCAGGCUCCUCUCUGGUGAGUGGGACUGCGGUCUGUGCAGGCGUCUCUCUGGUGAGUGGGACUGCGGUCUGUGCAGGCGUCUCUCUGGUGAGUGGGACUGCGGUCUGUGCAGGUUCCUCUCUGGUGAGUGGGACUGCGGUCUGUGCAGGCGCCUCUCUGAUGAGUGGGACUGCAGUCUGUGCAGGCUCCUCUCUGGUGAGUGGGACUGCGGUCUGUGCAGGCGUCUCUCUGGUGAGUGGGACUGCAGUCUGUGCAGGCGUCUCUCUGGUGAGUGGGACUGCGGUCUGUGCAGGCGUCUCUCUGGUGAGUGGGACUGCGGUCUGUGCAGGUUCCUCUCUGGUGAGUGGGACUGCGGUCUGUGCAGGCGUCUCUCUGAUG
Molecule: messenger RNA, 984 nt
Organism: Hypanus sabinus (Atlantic stingray)
Lineage: Eukaryota; Metazoa; Chordata; Chondrichthyes; Myliobatiformes; Dasyatidae
Exons: 1
Source: RefSeq, a predicted model, not a curated record